Cercopithifilaria johnstoni is the source of this 1224-nucleotide messenger RNA. The record is from the annotation of a GenBank genome assembly. NCBI's taxonomy places the organism in Eukaryota, Metazoa, Nematoda, Chromadorea, Rhabditida, Onchocercidae.
AUGUGUAAUGGUGUUGGACGCCGUUUCGUUUUUACGACAACAUUCAAAUUUGUGGCAAUCGAUAUCAUGUAUUUACAGUUAAUAAGACACGAAUUUCGAUUUGUAUAUAUCAUGUUAUACAUAGGAUGAAAUUUGGUGGCAUCAAUGACAUCGGACGUAGUAAAGGAUAGAAAAAGAACUGCAGGAAUAGUUGCUCCUGUAAGCACUGUAACUUCUGUAGCGGUAACUGCAGUUCUACCAGCUGUGGCUGCAUCAGGAGAAAGUGCGGUAAAUGUAGUGAUCGAAUAUGAAAUACCUCCUUGGGCAGGAAGACCACCGAGUGGAUGUCAUCUUGAUGUUUUGAAAGGUGACCAGUUGAUCCAAAAAUUGAUGGUUGAUGAAAAGCGUGCCUAUUUCUUUGGACGUAAUCCGAAACAAUGUGAUUUUGUAGUGGAACAUGCAUCGUGUUCCAGAGUGCAUGCCGUUUUGAUUUAUCAUAAAUUCCUGCAACGAUUUGCACUUGUAGACAUGAAUAGCUGCCAUGGUACCUUUGUUGGUAAAGUUCGCAUCGAACCAAAGCAACCAAUUUUCAUAGAUAUUGCCAGCAUAUUUCAUUUCGGUGCUUCUACAAGGAGGUAUAUAUUGCGGGCUAAACUUGAUUCGGGCAAUGAUGAUGAUGAAGGAAAUAAAGAUUUGCUACCAGAGGAACAUGAGCUUGAGAAUCUAACGGAGUAUAACACAGCGCUAAAUAGACGAAUACCAGUCAUACCGAUUUCACUGGAAGAUGCGCGGCGAAAAAAAAGACCACGUGGCAAUGUUGCGUUUAUUGAAGAGGAAACCAUAAUUAAUCCAGAAGAUGUUGAUCCAACAGUGGGACGUUUUCGAAAUUUGGUCGCUACUGCAAUUAUAUCAACAAAACGGAAGCCUCUGGGCGAAGGAAUUGAGCAAACUAAGGAAGGCCCUACCCAGAAAAAGAUUCUAAGGCCUGGACGCGUUGAUGAUUACAAAAAUACAAGAUAUGUACAGCCAAUGAUUUCAAGUUUGUCGAUUGUUAUGAAUGCUGCCCCGGAUUUGGAGUUAUAUGCGAAAAGUUUGCCGGAACCUACCUCUGGACAUGUUGGGCCUUUUGUUCAAGGAACACAUCGAAUACAUGACGAUGAAGAUGGUGAUGCGCCUCACAAGAAGAAAUAUGCCAAAGAAUCGUGGCCAGGCAGAAAAUCGAAUCAGAGCCGAGUUCUGGCAUAA